AUGCUGGAGGAUGGAUGGCGACUCCACCGGGGGAGGCAGAUUCCUUGGAACCUCUUCAGCCCGAAGGCGCCGUUCCAUGCCACGGUGGUGGCGAACCACGACCUGCCCAGAAUGCUAUCACCGGCCACGGGGGAAGCCGGCGAGAGCCGCGGGCAGUCGCCGGAGGCGGAGGACGCGGCAGCGGCCACGUCGGAUCUGAACCAGGUGCAGCUGCACCUGAUGACUUACAUGUUUAACAUCCACCGGCAUUUCGCUUACCUUCAGGUCACUGCAGAGUCCCAGCAGAUCUAUCCUCAAGUGAUGGGCCUCGGCCAGUCAAAUGACUGGGGCCAAAUGGGCGACAAGAUAAAUGCGAUACGGACAUUCGCCUUUUCGAAGAAUGACCAGGAUGUUAUGAUUGUUGCAGACGCCUUUGAUACGCUGAUUUUGGCAGGUCGGCUUGAAAUACUGCGGAAGUUUGAGGAGCUUGAAAAGGAAUCUGGGCGCAGCAUCGUCUUCAAUGCUGAGGUUGCCUGUUUCCCAAACAGCGACAGCAUCUGUGAAAAGACUCCUCCCUCGAAGUACCGCUGGCGCUUUCUGAAUGCUGGGCUCAUGGUGGGUCGUGUGCACGCCUUCAAGACGAUCCUCCCCGAGGCUCUGGAAGGCGAGAGGAAGCAGGUGAAUGAUCAAUGGUGGUGGCAAACCUACCGCAGAGACCAUCCAGAGAAGAUUCUUCUGGACACGGAGUGCAAGCUGACAUGCAACCUCUUCGCCGUUGAAGAAGAGGAGGGCAUCAGCUUAGAGGGGAGACGGCUGCAUGUGCGGCCAACUGGCACUGUACCACCAUUGAUUCACUUUGCAAGCUACGGGCAUCGCACCAGAUGGGUGAAUGGCCGGUCGACUUCCUACGUGCAGGACGUCUUCCGGCAACUCUUUCCGCAGGAGUCUGCAAGUCUGAUGGAGGGAUGGUGGAUUGGAAUUCGGGUCGGAUCCAGCCACGAUCUCAAAAUCUACGAGGGCCCGGGAUGGUGGCGACUCCUCACCUCUGCGAUUUGCCUCCAGUGCGACCUGGGAGGUGUAGAAUCCGAUGACUGCAAGUACUUGGGGCACAGUGCCACCUGUUUCUGGCUCAACCUCGGAUGGUUCCUACUUCUGCUGGUCCUGUCCUUCUGCAUACUCGUCUGCGCACGGGGGCGGCAGGUAUUUGCUUGCGGUCAGCGGGUUCAGGUUCUCGAGGCCUGGCGACGCUAUCUGAAGCCCCGGAAGCCGACGGUGCUGGCGGUGCCGUAUCUGGAGGGCCAGGCAAUCGGCGUGAUCGCUCCGGGUCCUGAGAGGACUGGUGAGAGGCCGGCAAAGCUCCGGCUCUACUCAAUCGCUUCAUCCAGGUCAGGAGACGACCAAAGGUCGAAGACCCUCUCGCUUUGCGUGAAGCGCGUCCUGGACGUCUCGGAGCGCGACCAGCGCGACCGGUCGCGCGGUGUGGGAGGGCCGAAGACCGCUGGGGUCUGCUCGAAUUACCUCUGUGAUGCGCAGCCGGGGGAUAAGGUAGUGAUUACUGGCCCCACAGGGAACGAAAUGCUUCUACCUGAGGAAAACUGCUGUAACUUGAUUCUGGUGGCAACAGGCGCAGGCAUCGCUCCAAUCCGAGCACAACUGCGACGGCUUUUUCAUGACGUUUCGGCGGCCAAUCCCGACACAACCCGCAAGUUUACAGGCCUGGCUUGGCUUUUCUACGGGGUUCGCUAUGCGUCGUGUCGGCUCUAUGAGGAUGAGCACAUGUCCUACAAGGCGAAGUUUCCGGACAACUUUAGGUACAACUGCGCCAUCAGCCGUGAAAGCAGUUCUGGAGAGAAGGAGUAUGUACAGACGCAGAUGUGUCAACACAUGGACGAACUCUGGCGACUCCUUCAGCUGCCAAAGACUCACCUUUAUGCGUGCGGCGUAAAGGGCCUGGAAUCCGGGCUUUCUGACUGUCUUGCCUCUGCUGCAAGGGAUCGCGGCCAGGACUGGCGUGAACUUCACAAGGCAAUGAGGACCGAGGGACGCUACCAUGUGGAGGUUUACUGA
This is a messenger RNA of Symbiodinium sp. CCMP2592, 2046 nucleotides long. The record is from the annotation of a GenBank genome assembly. NCBI's taxonomy places the organism in Eukaryota, Dinophyceae, Suessiales, Symbiodiniaceae.